Messenger RNA from Olea europaea var. sylvestris, 615 nucleotides. RefSeq names its product germin-like protein 9-3. Gene Ontology annotation, molecular function: manganese ion binding. The record is from RefSeq and is a predicted model, not a curated record. Gene Ontology annotation, cellular component: cell wall. Bases 1 to 615 code for a protein of 204 amino acids. The transcript has a single exon. Lineage: Eukaryota; Viridiplantae; Streptophyta; Magnoliopsida; Lamiales; Oleaceae.
AUGGCCUUGAAUUUUAUUCAAUCCUUUCUGCCUUUGCUGUUAGUUUUUGCCUUCAUCGAUGCAGUAGUCAGUGACCCAGACAUAACGUCUGACUUCAUUACACCGGCCAAUUUCUCGUCUGUCAAUGGAACUUUCUUCACUUUCACAGGAUUCCGAGACCUACCUGAUCCAAUCCAAGGAACCCUAAUGGUGACAAAGGCUGGUUUGGUCGAAUUUCCAGCUUUAGAUGGACAAAGUGUGUCAAUGGCUAUUCUAAAAUUCCCUCCUGGAGGCAUCAACCCCCCGCAUACCCACCCUCGUGCUACUGAGCUUCUUUUCUCAGUGUCUGGAACCUUAGAAGUGGCUUUUGUUGAUACGAAAAAUAUUCUUUACACUAAGCAACUCGAGGCUGGUGACAUGUUUGUUUUUCCUAAGGGGCUUGCUCAUUAUCAGUAUAACCGAAACCAUCAGAAUCCGGCUAUCGCCAUUUCUGCGUUUGGAAGCGCAAAUGCUGGCACGGUAUCAGUGCCCAAUUCAGUGUUUGGCACAGGAAUUGAUGAUGCAAUACUUGCCAAAGCAUUCAAGACUGAUAUUGCUACCAUUCAGAAGAUCAAGUCAGGAAUUGCCAUCCCCUGA